AUGGGUGAUACAGCAGAAUUGUGUCGUUUGUUGGAUUGCUUUCUAUCAGGAGAUAACAAUGUUCGCCAACAGGCAGAAGCAACCUUCAACACUUUGAGGCAGACGGAUCCCAACGGUUUGAUUCGCGGCUUGAUUGCGGUGCUUCGUGAGAAUUCACAAGAGCAUGUUCGACAGCAGGCGGCUGUAGCAAUCCGAACCGUUUUUAGGAAUUUUUUGAUGCAUCGUCCUGAUUCAGUCUGGGUUCAACUGACUCCUGAUACGAAACAACUUUUAAAAAAUGAGCUCCUCAACAGUCUCGAAAUUGAUCCAACGAAGUCAGUGCGUCGCACCGUCUGUGAUAUCAUCGCCGAUCUUGCUGCUGAACUCUCGUCAAGCGGCGAGUGGCCUGAGCUCAACGGAAAGUUGAUGCAGCUUGUUGAAAGUCCAAAGUUCUCCUGCCAAUCUGCUGGUCUCAAAGUUCUUUCUGAGCUUGUCCCUCAAUUAUCCGAACUGAUCCGUAGCAGUAUAGCAGGUGUGAGUCGAAUCGUAGGAAUGUGCGCUAAGAGCGAAGACCCUGAUGUCCGCUACGAAUCACUCUGUUUGGUUGCCGCAAUAGUCCAACAUGAACCUCGUUCUGUCUGGAAGCAUGUUCAGCAUGUUCUCCCUGAUCUCAUCACUGGUCUGCAAGCUUUGGUUCAGGCUAACUCGGACGAGCUGACAGUUGACUUUUUGGUGAAGCUCGUUGAAGUUGCAGAUAGCGCAUCGUCCUUCUUCAAGCCGCAUCUCGCAGCCUUCGUUCAGUGCUUGUUCGGUAUUGCACGGAAUUCUGGGGCAGAGGAUGAAGUGCGACAGAUGGCCGUUGAAGUCCUUCUAUGCGUCGUUGAAGACAAGCCUCGUAUGUGUCUGAGAGUCCCAAACUUUGUAUCCGAGCUUGUCCGCAUUUUGGUGGAGUUGAUGCUCACGAUUGAAGAAGACGCAGAAUGGAUCGAUCGCGACGACCCGACUUCUGGCGACACGGACACCACACGGAACUACGAUGUCGGUGAAAGUGGACUCGACCGCAUCGCGUCUGCAAUGGGAGGCGAGAAUGUGAUGAAUGUCAUUUUCGGUUACGUUUCCCAAUAUCUUCGGAGGGAGGAGUGGCAGUACAAACUCGUUGCAAUUAUGGCAAUCUCCCAAACCGCCGAAUAUCUUCCGGAAGAGGGAAUUGACGCCCAUCUCGAUGAAAUUGUCAGCACUCUUCUCGCCCAGCUUACGGAUUCACACCACCGUGUUCGAUUCGCUGCCUGUCAAGCCAUCGGACAGAUUGCACUCGAUCACCAUCCAACAUUUCAGAAAAACUACGCCCAAAUGAUCUUGCCAGCGCUGCUUGUCGUGCUGGACGACCCAGCGCCCCGCGUUCAAUCUCAUGCAGCUGCCGCCCUUAUUAAUUUUGCUGAGGAGGUUGAGAAGGCUGAUCUUCUUCCAUUCGCCGACGCUCUCAUGAAUAAACUGUUUGAACGUAUCCAGCCGACAAAACCGCGCGUGAUUCGUGAGCAGUGCGUAACGACAAUUGCAGUGAUUGCUGGAGUAGUUGAGAAGGACUUCAUGAAAUAUUAUACAACUGUUAUUCCAGCAAUGAAAGAAAUCAUUCUGAAAUCUACAUCAAAAGAGGAAAGAACGAUGCGGGGAAAAGCAGUUGAAUGCAUCAGUAUCAUCGGAUUGUCUGUCGGAGCUGAAAUGUUCCAAUCAGACGCGCACGAUGUCAUGCAAGCGCUUCUGCAAGUGUCGCUGACGGGAUUGGAUGCUGAUGACAGUCUUAAGGAAUACACUCAAGAGGCGUUUUGCCGGAUGUGUCGCACGCUGAAGAGCGGAUUUAUUCCUUAUCUGCACGGACUUGUUCCUUCGGUCCUUAAAAUUCUUAGCGUCCAGCCUGAAGUCGUCAAUAACGAUGAGGACGUUGAGGAUAUGACUCUUGUUAGUAUCGCGGGGGGGAAGUAUAGCGGGUUGAAGACAUCCAUUAUCCAAGAAAUGAUUCAAGCAACUGAUAUGUUAACAACGUUUAUUGAAAUCCUUGGAGCUCAAUUUGGGGAAUAUCUUGUUCCAAGUGCUCAAGCUGUUCUUCCAUUGCUUGGAUUCCCAUUCAGCGAUUCUGUCAAGCGGUCCGCUCUGUCUGCAAUGGCGGAAAUCUUAGCAGCUGGUCGUGAAGCAAAUGCAAAUAACCCAGCAGGAAAACAAGCUCUCAGUUUGUGGGUGGGAGAAGUUCUGGAAAAGGUUUUCAAGGAUCUCACGAUGCCAGAAGAUGAACUGACUGAUGUGGAACUCAUGGUGGCAGAAACAGGAGGACUCGGAAAGUGCUUGAGGAAUGCAGGCGCCGAUAUGUUGAAUGCUCAACAAGUUGCAGCUGUUUGUGAGAAAGUUUUUGCAUUGAUGAGAGAGUCAAGUCAGCGUCGUGCAGAAAUAGCCACUCGGAAGCAUGAUCCUGAAUUUGAUGAUGAGGAUAUUGGAAGACUAGAGGAGGAAGAAAGUUCAGAGCAAACCCUGAGAUCAACGUUACUUGAAAUUGUUGCAGCUGUCAUGUCGUUCCAUCCAGAUCUUUAUCUUCAAACUGGUGCCGCAUUGAGUCAAAAGUUUAUUGAAACCAAUUUGCACGCAAAUUGCUUGCCAGAUGAUCGGGCGUUAGCUCUCUAUGUUUCAGACGACAUACUGGAGCACUUAAAGGAUCGUGGUGCCGCAUUGUGGCCCACCUUCGCUUCACGUCUUAUUGAGUCUAUUAAUGAUGCUGACGCUGGAGUCAGACAAGCUGCAGCUUUUGGUGUCAUCCAGGCGGCUAAAUGUAGUCAAUUCCCAACAGAAUUAAUUCAAGAAGCUGCAAAGCGACUUGUAGCGCUUCUUAAUGAGGCAAAGUCGCGGGAAAAAUCAUUCACUUGUGCAACGGACAACGCAAUUGCUGCACUUGGUGCUAUUGUACUUCAUCGGGGCCACUGCUUACAGCCUUCACCUGAACAAUAUUUGAAUUUGUGGAUAGCCAACCUUCCAUUAAAAGCUGACGACGAGGAGGGUCGAAGAGUUCAUGGGGAUCUUGUUGACCUCUUAGUAAAGAGAAGUCCGGAAGUAUUGGGACCAAACAACGCGAAUUUGUCGAAGCUCGCUGCAAUUUGUGCAUCAAUUUAUCGUACAGACUUCUCAACAACAAAAAUUGACGAAGGCAUUAGAGAUUUCAUGCAAGCGAUCGGCUUCGAUGUUAUUUCAUCAAUUGGCGCUGGCUUCGAUAAAAAAUUGCAAAAGGGUUUGGAAAGAAUUCAUCGUGAUGUUGUAUCGGAUCAGAAGGAGUAA
Condylostylus longicornis is the source of this 3294-nucleotide messenger RNA. RefSeq names its product importin-5-like. The record is from RefSeq and is a predicted model, not a curated record. The transcript is spliced from 5 exons. Lineage: Eukaryota; Metazoa; Arthropoda; Insecta; Diptera; Dolichopodidae. Gene Ontology annotation, biological process: protein import into nucleus. Bases 1 to 3294 code for a protein of 1097 amino acids. Gene Ontology annotation, cellular component: cytoplasm; nucleus. Gene Ontology annotation, molecular function: nuclear import signal receptor activity.